Peromyscus eremicus (cactus mouse) is the source of this 1144-nucleotide messenger RNA. Its product is annotated as histone H2A type 1-B. Gene Ontology annotation, cellular component: nucleosome. The transcript has a single exon. Gene Ontology annotation, molecular function: protein heterodimerization activity; DNA binding; structural constituent of chromatin. Lineage: Eukaryota; Metazoa; Chordata; Mammalia; Rodentia; Cricetidae. The record is from RefSeq and is a predicted model, not a curated record. The coding region runs from base 752 to 1144 and encodes 130 amino acids.
AAGCAUUACAGCCACUCUAUGACAACAUGGGUGGCUCUGAAAAGAGCCUUUGGGUUUCGGUGAGGUCCGCCGCUCACUUGGAGCUGGUGUACUUGGUGACGGCCUUGGUGCCCUCGGACACGGCGUGCUUGGCCAGCUCCCCGGGCAGCAGCAGGCGCACGGCCGUCUGGAUCUCCCGGGACGUGAUGGUCGAGCGCUUGUUGUAAUGCGCCAGGCGCGACGCCUCGCUCGCGAUGCGCUCGAAGAUGUCGUUGACGAACGAGUUCAUGAUGCCCAUGGCCUUGGACGAGAUGCCCGUGUCGGGGUGCACCUGCUUCAGCACCUUGUACACGUACACCGAGUAGCUCUCCUUGCGGCUGCGCUUGCGCUUCUUGCCGUCCUUCUUCUGCGCCUUGGUCACCGCCUUCUUGGAGCCCUUCUUCGGGGCGGGAGCGGACUUCGCGGGCUCAGGCAUGAUGAGACAGGAACAACAGGAACUCAACACUGAGGCUUCUGGGCUUUCCCGUUUUAUAAGGGCGUUAUUUAAAUGAGGCUUGAAAAAGCACACUUCUGAUUGAGUGGUAUUUCGGUGACGUCAACUGGAGUUUGCCCAAUUGAAAUACAGAUCGACACAAACGCUUCUCAUUGGCCUAAACGAAAUGAAGAAGUCAGCCAAUCGCACGGGUUCUUUUUCGCGCCCAGAGAAGACUAUAAGGCCCAAGCUCUUGCGGCUCUCAUCCACCCAGUUGGUAACGGCUACCGUGUGCUCACCAUGUCUGGACGCGGCAAGCAGGGCGGCAAGGCUCGCGCCAAGGCCAAGACCCGCUCGUCCCGCGCCGGCCUGCAGUUCCCCGUGGGCCGCGUGCACCGGCUCCUCCGCAAGGGCAACUACUCGGAGCGGGUGGGCGCCGGCGCCCCGGUCUACCUGGCGGCCGUGCUGGAGUACCUGACGGCCGAGAUCCUGGAGCUGGCUGGCAACGCGGCCCGCGACAACAAGAAGACGCGCAUCAUCCCGCGCCACCUGCAGCUGGCCAUCCGCAACGACGAGGAGCUCAACAAGCUGCUGGGCCGCGUGACCAUCGCGCAGGGCGGCGUCCUGCCCAACAUCCAGGCGGUGCUGCUGCCCAAGAAGACCGAGAGCCACCACAAGGCCAAGGGGAAAUAA